GGUGUGCACACACUUUGACUCCGAUAAGAAACCUGCAGGAAAAGUCGAAAAAGUAAACUAAACUGUUUUGUUAUUGAUCAUUAACUGUGCUUUCCAUGCACACGUCCGCCGAAAGACAGCCGGCGUAUCCCCUAAAAGCAGAGCAUCCAGUGGAACCGAAAAGAUAUCCCCGACAUGAGCUACGACGACGAUGACUAUCCAGCGGACACGUUUCCCAAGGACUUUGGCUACCGGGCGUACAACCAAGAUGGCCUGGAACUAGAGCCCAAUGCGACGGGCAGCAGUGAGACCAAGCCGCGCAUUCUGCUGAUGGGACUGCGCAGAUCGGGCAAGAGCUCUAUCCAGAAGGUGGUCUUCCACAAGAUGUCGCCGAACGAAACGCUCUUUCUGGAGUCGACCAGCAAGAUUGUGAAGGACGACAUCAACAACUCCAGCUUCGUGCAGUUCCAGAUCUGGGAUUUCCCGGGCCAAAUAGACUUUAUUGAGCCGACCUUUGACUCGGACAUGAUCUUUGGCGGCUGUGGUGCUCUGGUCUUCGUCAUCGAUGCCAAGGAUGACUACAACGAGGCGCUGACCAAGUUCAAGAACACAGUGAUAAAGGCCUACAAGGUGAACCAGCGCAUCAAGUUCGAGGUUUUCAUACACAAGGUUGACGGCAUCAGUGACGAUUCGAAAAUGGAAUCGCAGCGGGACAUUCACCAGCGGUCAUCGGACGACCUAAGCGAGGCGGGCCUCAAUCAGAUACACCUGAGUUUCCAUCUGACCUCUAUUUAUGAUCACUCCAUCUUCGAGGCCUUCUCCAAGGUGGUACAAAAGCUCAUUCCUCAGCUGCCAACGCUGGAGAACCUCUUGAACAUCUUCAUACCAAACUCGGGCAUAGAGAAGGCGUUUCUGUUCGACGUGGUCUCUAAGAUCUACAUAGCCACGGACUCCUCGCCCGUCGACAUGCAGACCUACGAACUUUGCUGCGAUAUGAUUGACGUGGUCAUUGAUUUGUCCAGCAUAUACAGCUCUGAGGAAACCGCCUUCGACAGCGGCAGCUCUAGUCUCAUCAAGCUGAACAACAACACGAUACUCUAUCUGCGGGAGGUAAACAAGUUUCUGGCACUGGUCUGUAUCCUGCGGGAGGAGAACUUCAACCGGCAGGGUGUCAUCGACUACAACUUUAUCUGCUUCCGCGAUGCCAUUAGCGAGGUCUUCGAGCUGCGGCUAAAGCGGCAGAAGCAGCUGGAGAACAACGAUCAGGAUGACGACGACCUGGUCGAUGAACAAACCCUAAUCCGCCAUGGUCAUGACGCAGCUGUGAUGUCGCGGGCGCAGCCAAUCGAUUAAGGCGUCACGCUCCAAUCCCCGCUCGGUGGUCCAUUUAUUUUUUCUCUACGCUAACUUCUCUGUGGACCCGUUUAUUCCGAUUUGUACGUUUCUCUUCCGUUAUAUAUCUGCUGUUACUUUUGUCUACUGAUAAUACGUUAAGGCGCUCCUCCCAGAGAGCGGCGCGAGGAAAUUGCCCAGCGGUUGAAAUUAAUGAUAAUACUACCAAUAAAUAUGUCUAUUUUU
Drosophila serrata is the source of this 1557-nucleotide messenger RNA. RefSeq names its product Ras-related GTP binding C/D (gene RagC-D). Gene Ontology annotation, molecular function: GTP binding; GTPase activity. Gene Ontology annotation, cellular component: Gtr1-Gtr2 GTPase complex; lysosome; nucleus. Gene Ontology annotation, biological process: negative regulation of autophagy; cellular response to starvation; positive regulation of TORC1 signaling. The record is from RefSeq and is a predicted model, not a curated record. Lineage: Eukaryota; Metazoa; Arthropoda; Insecta; Diptera; Drosophilidae.